UUUAAGCAGCUGCUGCCUCCUCAACCUUCUUGCUCCAAGCCUCACAGGAGAGAGACAGCAUCCAGAAACUCAGCAGCACCACCACAUUGUCUUCAGAGCUAGUUUCCUCUGAGGACACCUAGCAGACUUCUAGCUGUUCAGAAGGACAAAGUACUCUGUUACUUGGGCUUAAACAGGAGUCUAUAUUCCAGUUUUCCAAAUGGUUGAACGAGUUCCACCUUUCCUAUAUGAUGUCGGAGAAAGAACUGAAUACAAGCCUCUUGGACAUGAAGAGCAAGUUGAACACAUCAACGCUUAUAUCUGCAGACCAUCUUUCAACACAGACAAAGCUGUGAUUGUGAUUCAUGAUAUUCUAGGAUGGCAGUUCCCAGAUACAAGAUAUAUGGUUGAUCUGGUUGCAGCUCAGGGAUAUUUAGCCAUUUGCCCAGACUUCUUCAAAGGACAACCUUGGACAACUACUGAUCAUUGGGCUGACUUUGCUGACUGGUUGAAAAAGCAUGAUCCUACAAAAGUGGACAGGGAAACUGAUGCUGUCUUGAAGUAUCUAAAGGAGCAGUAUGGUGCAAAGAAGAUCGGUGUCGUUGGGUUUUCCUGGGGUGGCAUGGCUGUACAUCACUUGAUGCUGACAAAUCCUGAAUUACAGACUGGGGUGUCCUUCUAUGGAAUAAUCAGGAACACUGAAGACAGAUACAACUUGCUGAAUCCCACAUUUUUUAUUUUUGGUGAAAAAGAUCAUACCAUUUCUUUGAAGCAGAUCACUUUACUGGAGGAGAAACUGAAACAGUACUGUCAAGUUCCCUAUUUUCUUAAAGUUUACCCUGGGCAAGUUCACGGCUUUGCACAGUUCAAGCCAGACGAUACGAAACCUCAGGAUAAACCGUACAUUGAACAAGCAAGAAAGGAUAUGUUUGACUGGAUUGAAAAAUUUGUCUAACAAAUAUAAAAUCAAAAGUGUAAGAUAACAUAAAGCAAUAUAUUCUGCAAUGUUAA
Molecule: messenger RNA, 990 nt
Organism: Alligator mississippiensis (American alligator)
Lineage: Eukaryota; Metazoa; Chordata; Crocodylia; Alligatoridae
Product: carboxymethylenebutenolidase homolog
Exons: 6
Coding region: 200-934 (244 amino acids)
Molecular function (GO): hydrolase activity
Source: RefSeq, a predicted model, not a curated record